This is a messenger RNA of Suillus subaureus, 852 nucleotides long. RefSeq names its product Nucleotidylyl transferase. The record is from RefSeq and is a predicted model, not a curated record. The transcript has 3 exons. Bases 1 to 852 code for a protein of 283 amino acids. Gene Ontology annotation, biological process: NAD+ biosynthetic process. NCBI's taxonomy places the organism in Eukaryota, Fungi, Basidiomycota, Agaricomycetes, Boletales, Suillaceae. Gene Ontology annotation, molecular function: nicotinate-nucleotide adenylyltransferase activity; nicotinamide-nucleotide adenylyltransferase activity.
AUGGCCGCCCAAAGCAGCUCUACCUUUGCAAAUCCUCCAAACUAUACCUUUACCUCUCAUCGUCUCCAUCGAACUCUACAUGCCUCUGACAAGCAGCCAAUCGUCCUUGUAGCAUGUGGUUCCUUCAACCCCAUCACAUAUCACCAUCUCCGAAUGUUCGAGAUGGCAAAUGACUUUGUUCGGCAGAACACUAAUUUUGAGAUUGUCGGUGGAUAUCUCAGUCCUGUUAGUGAGGAAUACAAGAAGCCAGGACUGGUUCGAGCCCAUCACCGGGUCAAUAUGUGCACGCUCGCUACAGAGCAGGAGUCUUCAGGGCUAAUGGUCGACUCGUGGGAGGCAUUCCAGAAUUAUCAACGCACGGCUGUCGUCCUCGACCACUUUGAUUACGAGAUCAAUACCGUUCUUGGCGGGAUAUCUACCCGAGAUGGCGAACAUCGUGAUGUUCGGAUCAUGCUUCUUGCUGGAUCGGACUUGAUCAGCACCAUGUCUGAGCCUGGUGUUUGGUCUCAUAAUGAUCUCGAUCGCAUACUCGGACGCUAUGGCACAUUUGUUAUCGAGCGCACAGGGUCCAGUAUGGAUCAGGCGACAGACAGCUUGGCGCGCUGGCGCAACAGCAUUUAUCCCAUCCCUCAGCUGGUCCAGAAUGAUGUUUCCUCGACGAAAGUUCGGCUGUUUUUUCGUCGGGGUCUCUCGGUCCGGUACCUCAUCCCAGCUGCCGUUAUUGAUUAUAUAAAGCAGAACUAUCUAUACCUAGACGACGGGUCGGGCCCGGAGAAAGAAAAGGGGAAGGACAAGGAAAGUGGCGAAGCUGAAACUAGCCUUCGAGACGGCGGGUCUCUGCUACAAUUAUAA